CCUUGUUGGAAAUAUACUUAUGAUUAGUAAAUAAACCAUGUUAAAAAAAUAAAGUAGUUUCUUAGUGCGGCUUUAAAUGCCUCCCCCAUACCUUAACUCGGUUAAAAGAGACAAUCCUUUUUACUACUUAGUGCAUCUUUAAAUGCCUCAACAAUAACGACACGAGCAGGUGCUCGACUCUCAAACGUAAUUUCUGGAUUUAUUGAAUUUGAAAUAGUAUAAUAAAAAAUGUUUAUCAAGGGGAUGGGGGUUAUAAAAUAGAUUUUCUGGCCUAUCUGGGCACUUUUAUGAAGGAAUCAGCUUCAUGAGGCCCAAUAAAAGAUGCUGGGAUUUACAAGAAGAUGGUUCCUGGCUGGGUCCACAUCAAUCCUGGCCGGAAUGUUCCUGCGGGACCUCGGAGAGACGGACGGCGGAGUCUUCAGACCAAAAAAGGAGAGGAUCAGCGGGGGCCCUUCAAGCGGAGCGCGCAGGGAGGGAGGGUGACGGCCGCCAGCCUGGAAGCUGUCUGCGGGGAGGAUGGAGAUCUUUCUGAAAAGCACAAAGCGAAAGGAAGCUCUGCUGUAGCAACCAAACAGUGAAGAAGAGCGGCGACAGGAAGAGGACGUCCUCGCUGUUGAAGGGGCAUGCCGCUCAACGUGGUUCUGACCGGGCCGGCCCCCUGGGGCUUCCGUCUGGUGGGGGGCAAGGACUUCAACCAGCCGCUGACCAUCUCCAGGAUCACUCCCGGCGGCAAGGCGGACGUCGCCAGCCUAUGCGCGGGCGACGUGAUCGUGGCCAUCGAAGGCUCGCCGGCCGCCGACAUGCUGCACUGUGACGCCCAGAACAAGAUCAAGGAGGCCAGCAGCCAUCUCUCCCUCAGCGUGGAAAGAAACGAAGCCAGGCUGUGGUCGCCGCGGGUAACGCAGGACGGCAAAGUCAGCCCCUUCAAACUCAACCUUGCGUCCGAGCAGCAGGAGCACAAGCACAUCGGCGUGGCUCACAACCGCCAAGCUCAGCCCUUCGUGGCGGCGGCCAACAUCGACGACACGCAUCAGGUGGUCAGCACAGCCUACAACACGCCCAUCGGCCUCUACUCAUCCGGGAACAUCCAGGACGCCAUGGAGGGUCAGAUGAAGGGAAUUGUCCUGCCUAAGGCCGAAAGCCCGAGAACGUUAGCGAACAUCGAGGACUCGGACGUCUACCGCAUGUUGCAGAAGGACGACGACGAGCCCACGGAGCCACGACAGUCGGGGUCCUUUAAGGCUCUGCAGGACUUUGUGGAGAGCGACGGCACUCGGCCGAUGGUUACCAGAACGGUUAAAGCUCCGACUACCAGGGCGGUCGCACCAGCAGGAAAUCUGCAGAAGCUUCCCAUCUGUGACAAGUGCUGCAAUGGCAUCGUUGGGACGGUGGUGAAGGCCCGGGACAAAUUCCGUCACCCCGAUUGCUUCGUGUGCUCCGACUGCGACGUCAACCUGAAACAAAAAGGUUAUUUCUUCGUGGAAGGUCAGCUUUACUGCGAGGCUCAUGCCCGGGGGCGAAUGAGACCCCCCGAGGGUCACGACCUCAUCACCACCUUUCCUUCUGCGUAGUUUCCUGCCCUUACCGUCGGUCUUUGGCUUACUUUGGUCGGACGACAACGGUCAUGUCAACACCAUCUUCACGCUAAUAAAGACACAUUGUCAUCAUCA
Entelurus aequoreus (snake pipefish) is the source of this 1670-nucleotide messenger RNA. Its product is annotated as PDZ and LIM domain protein 3-like. The transcript has 8 exons. Gene Ontology annotation, cellular component: stress fiber; adherens junction; Z disc. NCBI's taxonomy places the organism in Eukaryota, Metazoa, Chordata, Actinopteri, Syngnathiformes, Syngnathidae. Gene Ontology annotation, biological process: heart development; muscle structure development; actin cytoskeleton organization. The record is from RefSeq and is a predicted model, not a curated record. Bases 624 to 1571 code for a protein of 315 amino acids. Gene Ontology annotation, molecular function: actin binding; muscle alpha-actinin binding.